Eubalaena glacialis (North Atlantic right whale) is the source of this 1083-nucleotide messenger RNA. It is a transcript of the gene SPAG8, whose product is annotated as sperm associated antigen 8. Gene Ontology annotation, molecular function: microtubule binding. The transcript has 6 exons. The coding region runs from base 1 to 951 and encodes 316 amino acids. Gene Ontology annotation, cellular component: nucleus; cytoplasm. Gene Ontology annotation, biological process: positive regulation of transcription by RNA polymerase II. NCBI's taxonomy places the organism in Eukaryota, Metazoa, Chordata, Mammalia, Artiodactyla, Balaenidae. The record is from RefSeq and is a predicted model, not a curated record.
AUGACCUUAGCUCUAGCCGUGGUCCUGUUCCUGGCUUCAGCUCUGACCCUGGUCCUGGCUCCAGUUCUGGUCCUGGCAGUGGCUCUGGUCAAGGUCCUGGCGACGGCUCUGGUCGAGGCACUGGUCCUGCUCCUGCCGCUGAUUCUAGGCAUAGACCAGGCUCUGGCCAGGGCCCUGGUUUCAGCUCCUCUGCUCCUUCAGGCUUCAGAAAACCCAGGGCAGAUCUGCUCCGUAAUUAUGCCUCCUGGAGUCACCACAGCCACUGGGAGCCUCAGAAACAACCCUGGAAAUUUUUGCAAGUCUCAGAACCUGGUGCCCGAGGGCUGUGGAAGCCCCCUGAGGUUGAAGGGACAAAGAGCCACCAACCACCUGGAUCAAGUCCCAAGCAUGCAGGAUGGCUCUGAGAGUUUCUUUUUCCGACACGGACACCGGAGACUGCUGACCCUGGAGCCACAGUCACCCGUGUGCUCCAGCACCACCCAGAAAGACUCAUACCAGCCCCCAGGAAACCACUCUCAGCCAGUUCGAGGGAAGCGUGAAGCCAUGCUGGAGAUGCUCUUGCACCACCAGAUCUGUAAAGAGGUGCAAGCAGAGCAGGAAUCCACAAGGAAGGACUCUGAGGUCGAGUCUGUGACACACCACGACUACGGAAAGGAGCUGGUGCAAUCAGGGCCUCCUGCCCCAACAAAGCCUCACGACUACCGUAAGGAACAGCCUGAAACCUUCUGGCUACAGAGGGCACCACAGCUACAGGGUGUCAGUAACAUCAGGACUCUGGACACACCAUUCCGGAAGAACUGCAGCUUCUCAACACCAGUGCCUUUGUCUCUAGGGCAGCCCUUGCCCUAUGAACCCGAGAAUUAUUCCCACCAAUUGGGAAAAAUAUCUUCCCUUGGCCGUCAGGGAGGAGGGCAGGGUGGUGGAGGGAGGGAUAAAACUACUCCUGUCUAAGGGUCGAGGAGGGAAGGAGAUGUGGAAUAUGGAAUCUCCUUCCGUCUGUACUGGAGAGAUGGGGAGGAAGUGAAUUUGGUCUGUACUUGGUGAAGCGGCUCUUUACAUAAAAAGGGUUCUCUCUCAUCCUGA